Entamoeba nuttalli P19 is the source of this 439-nucleotide messenger RNA. RefSeq names its product clathrin adaptor complex small chain, putative. Bases 254 to 439 code for a protein of 61 amino acids. Gene Ontology annotation, cellular component: intracellular membrane-bounded organelle. The record is from RefSeq and is a predicted model, not a curated record. NCBI's taxonomy places the organism in Eukaryota, Evosea, Mastigamoebida, Endamoebidae. The transcript has 2 exons. Gene Ontology annotation, biological process: protein transport; vesicle-mediated transport.
GAUUCAUUUCUUCUUCAUUCAAAAUAAAGUUGGACGUGUUCGUUUGGCCAAAUGGUAUGAUGCUUAUUCUGAAAGUGAAAAGGUUAAAUUAACAUCAGAUAUUCAUCGUAUUCUUGUCACUCGUGAUUCAAGACAUACUAAUUUUCUUGAAUUCCACAAUUUAAAAUUAGUAUAUCGUAGAUAUGUAGGAUUAUAUUUCAUUUGUGGUGUUGAUGAAACUGAUAAUGAACUUGCUUGCCUUGAAGCAAUUCAUAUGUUUGUUGAAAUUUUGGAUAGUUAUUUCGGUAGUGUUUGUGAAUUGGAUCUUAUUUAUUAUUUCCACAAAGUCUACCAAGUUAUUGAUGAAGUAUUCCUUGCUGGAGAAGUAAUGGAACAUCGUAAACAAGUUGUUCUUGGACAAUUACGAGCUAUUGAUCAGUUAGCUAGUCAAUCCCAAUAA